Molecule: messenger RNA, 2681 nt
Organism: Mytilus californianus (California mussel)
Lineage: Eukaryota; Metazoa; Mollusca; Bivalvia; Mytilida; Mytilidae
Exons: 3
Coding region: 698-1903 (401 amino acids)
Source: RefSeq, a predicted model, not a curated record
ACAUCCUUGGCCUACUAUAGGGUCAUGGUGAAAUUACUAAUUAUAUAUAUCUUUGUCUUUUUGAGAACCUUUUGUAAACAGGUUUAAACCUAUGAUAAAGGUGGAUUGAAUGCGUACAGAUUUAAAUUAUUUGAUAGGAAAAUUACUUAAAAUGGCCUCAUUUUCUGAAACAGCUAUCCGACACAUCUGAAACUUUAACAUGACUUCCAGAGUUGUGUGUGGUAUAUGUUAUCAUGAUAUUAUUAUCAGAGAUGCAAGGCAGUGGUGUGCAAAUUGUGAAGAAGGACUUUGUGAGGACUGUGAAAUAGUACAUAGAUCUACCAAAAAUACCAGAACCCACAACAUCAUUUCCAUUAUUGAUUAUCAACAAAUAAAGGAUGUGCUGGUAAGUCAUUCAUGCGAGGAACAUGGGAUAAUUUACGAUUUGUACUGUCCUACACACGAAAACGCUAUAUGUGUCGCCUGCGUUGAUCAGCAUAAAUCCUGUUCUGAAGUCAUUCCACUAUUCGAAGCUGUUGUAAAUAUAAAAGAGUCUACUGCAUUUACGGACUUAGAAGAUACGAUAAAUGGAGCGCUACAGAAUAGUAAAAAAAAUAUAGAUAUUAAGUCAUCUUCUGAAGAAUUCGAUAAACAAGAGGAAAAUAUUAAGAAAAACAUACAGGAAAUGCGAUAAAUAUUAAAUAAACAUUUAAAUGAUAUGGAGCAGAACUUGAUCUCAGAUUUCUCAACGAAAUCUGGAUCUUGUAAAACUUCAUACGCAAAUACAAUUAAGCAACUUAUCUCAACGGACGACAAGUUAGAAAAGUUAAAAAACAAGACCGAAAGCCUGAAACGAAUUGCGUCAGAUGAGCAAAUAUUUCUAGGAACACGAGAAAUAUGCAAAGUUGUUGAACAAGAGAUUAAUUCCAUGAAAACCAUAUUUAAUGCCGCAAAGUCAUAUGAAAUAAACCUUGAACUUGAUUCUGACAUUUUUUCAACAUUUUUAGACAAUGUUAGUCAGCUAGGUAGCAUAUCAAUUAAAGAAAACAAUGCCAAUUUGCAGUUUAAGGAAAUAAAAUUAAAUCAAGCCCAAAUGCAAGUUUCUCUGCCACUCGUUAAUGUCGUACAGGAACUGCAAUUGAUAGAAAAGUUAAAAUUGGAAAAAACUAGCUUGAAGAUUGUCGUUACCGGUUGUAUUUUGUUAGUAAACGGAGAUAUGCUUAUUGCCGAUCAUUGGGAUGCAAACAUAGUAUUGAAACCUUAUGAAUCUGGUAGUUACUAUAACUACAUUAAAAUUCGUGGAUUACCUUAUGAUUUAACAAUGAUAGAUCCUGACCAUAUUGCUAUUACAUAUGGAAGUUCUGGUACUAAUAUACUGGAUGUUAUUAACCUUAGUUCAGGUGCUGUAGAAAAGGAGAUUCAAACUCAACAAUUUGCAAAGAAACAUUCUACAAUAGAAGACUGUUUCGGAAUAUCUUACUGGGACAAUAAAAUUUAUGUGAUGGUUGAAAAGGUUGGAAUAGUCGUGCUCGACACAUCAGGCAAAGCCUUAGAUACCAUAUCAAUAGAUACUGAAAAAGGUCGGAAAGUCGUCGUUUUUAAAGACAGGAUAUACUAUACGAACAGAAAAAAGAACACUAUUAACUGUUUGAAUACAGAGGGUCAAGAAAUUUGGGUCUAUCGAGAUAAAUCUAUUCUCGAACCUUGUGGGUUAGCUGUAGCUAGCAACCUUGACGUGUUUGUAUCAUGCAGCAAAUCUAACAAUGUUAUACUUAUAAGAUGCGAUGGAAAAGAUAGCAAGAUCGUAUUGCGGAAUGGAGACAAUCUAGUUAAACCUAAAGCAAUACAUUUCAAUAGAGAAAGGAGAGAACUAUUAGUAUGCAAUAAAAGCAACCAGAAUGUUGCAGUUUACAAAGUAAUAUAGAGUAUCUAAAACAUUAAAUUUCAUCAAUUUUAUUCUUUUUACAUUGUUUCCUUUAUCGUUAAAACAUAGAUGUGCUUUAAUGUGAUUGUCGUUAAUUCGCGAUAAAUGCAACUUUUAUAUUGUUUUCUGACGUCAACAAUACGAUGUGGUCAAAGUUUAUCAAAUUAAAGAAGGUUGACACAAUAUUGAAGAAAAGAGGACUUGACGCAAAGCAUUGUUUGUUAGGCUAUAUAAACAUCUAGAUUUCUUUUUGCAAUGGUCUGUAUAAUAAUGCAAAAAGAGAUUUGUUUAAUGAUAUCCAUUGCAAAAUAUAUAAAGACCAUGUACAUGUACAAAUGCAUAUGUUUUCUAUAUGUUAUCUAUAAAAGAGUAACUACUAUUGUUCAUGUUAUAAGAAAGACCAGCAAGUGGAAUUACGAAUGUUAGUGCAAUAACAUUGUGUAUAGGUAUGUUAUCAUUAUUGAAAUAAAUGACACAUAGAGAGAACAUCAGGAAGCCCAUAUUAUAACAAUCACACGUGUGUUUAAUCUAGUUAGCGUUUUAAACAUUUUUGUAGUUGCAUAAUAUAUACCCGGUAAAUGAUAUUUCUAACCGAUAGAGGAGUUACUUUAUCUUGUUUAUCAUUUUGCUAGUUUUAAUGUGAUUGGACCUUCAAUAUUCUUUUAUAAUUUUGAUUUUAAAUGCUUUAGAAUAACUGGAGAUCCUUUUUUGUUUAAUGUUUAUUUGUUGUGGCAGAAUUGUUUAAAAUUGUUGGCAAUAAAUGUUUUUGACAAUUGAA